Messenger RNA from Canariomyces notabilis, 1404 nucleotides. RefSeq names its product phosphoribosyl pyrophosphokinase. Bases 1 to 1404 code for a protein of 467 amino acids. Gene Ontology annotation, cellular component: cytoplasm; ribose phosphate diphosphokinase complex. Gene Ontology annotation, molecular function: ribose phosphate diphosphokinase activity; magnesium ion binding. The record is from RefSeq and is a predicted model, not a curated record. Gene Ontology annotation, biological process: purine nucleotide biosynthetic process; 5-phosphoribose 1-diphosphate biosynthetic process. NCBI's taxonomy places the organism in Eukaryota, Fungi, Ascomycota, Sordariomycetes, Sordariales, Chaetomiaceae. The transcript has 3 exons.
AUGGUUCGCAACAUCGUCGUCCUCUCGGGGAGCUCCCACCCGGGCUUCGUCGACUCUGUCUGCGAGACUCUCGGUGUGUCGCCCUCGAGCAGGCUCCUCGCCAAGUUUUCAAGCGGCGAGACACGCUGUGAGAUCCGCGACUCGGUCCGCGGCAAGGAUGUGUAUAUUGUUCAGACGUUUGGCGUGGGUCCUACAUCGUCCGCCUCCCCACCCUCAUCGGCAUCGACAAGAUCAGCAACAACCGCCGAUGAGGAGAGCAGGUCGCCCCCCAACACGGUCAACGACUACUUCAUCGAGCUGUGCAUCAUGAUCUCGGCCUGCAAAACGGGUUCCGCCAGACGGGUUACUGCCGUGCUACCGCUCUUUCCGUAUUCCAGGCAACCCGACCUAGCAUUUUCCAAGGCCGGUGCGCCGCUGGUGAGCAUGUCGGGCACUACCAGGCAAGUAGUAGGGGAACGGGGCCCGGGGACAGGAGCAGGGCGGGAUUAUACCUUUGAGAGCGUGCCUGUCACGCCUGGGGCGAGUAUCCCGAGGACGGCUGGGCUAGGGAGUGCUGGCGUUGAUGUUGCUGAGAUGAUGGGAAAGGUGUCGUUGGGCGGCGGGAAUAAGGGGACAGGGCCUCCGGCUGGAGGGAACGGAACGGCUUCGCCGGUACUUGUACCGCAGCAGCAGCCGGGCACUUAUACGACGCAUGACUACGAGAAUCCGGGGUUAAUGAUUGCGCUCCAGGCAAAAUCCGGGUACAAGCAGUGGAUGGCGCAGUCCGGGUCGCUGGUGGCGGAUCUGUUGACUUGUGCCGGGGCGGACCGGGUUUUGACCUGUGAUCUUCAUGAGAGUGCUUACCAAGGGUUCUUCGACAUUCCCGUCGACAACCUCCAUGCUCGCCCCCUUUUACAACGCUACAUCCAACAGCACAUUCCCAACUACCGUGAUGCCGUCAUUGUCAGUCCCGAUGCAGGCGGCGCUAAACGUGCCACGGCCGUCGCCGACGAACUGGGGCUCGCAUUUGCCCUCAUCCAUAAGGAACGGCGUUCCCCAAAGAUAUCCUACCCUCCCAAGGCAACCAUGAUGCUGGUCGGCGACGUUGCGGGGCGGGUCUGCAUCCUGGUUGACGACCUCGCUGACACGGCCAACACUCUCACGCGAGCGGCGAAGCUGCUCAAGCGCGAGGGCGCGGUGCAAGUGAUCGCACUGAUAACGCACGGCGUGUUCAGCGGCGACGCCAUCGCGAGGAUCAACGCCUCAGCGCUCGACAGGGUGGUCGUGACCAACACGGUCGCGCAGGAGGCGCAUCGCGCGGCGUGCGACAAGCUAGUGGUGCUGGACAUUAGCGGCACUUUUGCAGAGGCCAUUAGAAGGGUGCAUCAUGGGGAGAGUAUUAGCAUGCUGUUUCAGUAUGAUUGA